UAAUAUCAGCUAUGGUUGAUCGACAUCAUCACUGUUACGUUUGUUUGCAAGGAUUGAUUUAAAUUAAUUAUUUUCUGUUACUUAUAACUUAGUCGCCUUGGAGGAAAUAGCCGACUCUUUUUUACUAUACUACCUUGGUCACAUUUUGCUCCUAAAUAAGGUAAGCUUUUCACACCUCGCAUUUAUAUUCAUUUUAUGUCGCUUGGGGAGCCUCUUCCCCCUUCAAUAUGUAACUCAAAUGGUGGUCAGAAAUACGCCUUGCGAUGGAGACUAUUAUAAUAUACUUUUAAGACUUAAAGGUUAGACUUCCAACAAAUGCUAAGCUGCAAUUGUUCAAGAAAGCCUUUACCACACCUUGACAUGACUGCCAGUUCUUGCGGCGCAUUUCUGACGGAUCUAGUAUCGCCAACAAGUUAGAAAGAUUAAAGGAAAGAGGUGAUUUAAAGGCGGUUUAUAAAGAAAAACGUGCAAGGAGCCUUCAGUUUAACAACUGCAGUGAGAGAAACGUUGACCACGUUAGGGCGCUUAUAGGGCAAAAAAUUAUGCAUUCUUUUAAAAUACAACUUGAAACACAAUUUAAGCUCUACGAAUAUUCGUGAUACUAGUUAGGAACAUAACAUUCAUCCUAAAACUACUUAGGCAAUCUUUGUUUCUUUCCACACCCACAUACAAUACGGAAAACACAUUCGUCAGGUUCCUUAGGCCCCCAAACGGUGAAAAGAGAUCUGCUAAUUCGCUGGCAGUUUUUAAAAAUUAAAACUAAAUAGGCCGUAAGCGUCAUAUAAGUAUACUGUGGGGGGCCGGGUUGUUCGAGCAACUCGCUCGCUACUCAAUGAGGUACCAGGAAUAUGAUUUACAUCUUGACCUUCUUCUUCUUUGACUUUUGCUACCAAUCUUAAUCUUCCUACUCUUCUCACUCUUUUCUACUUUUCCACUCUUCUCUACUUACUAGUUCAAGUAUACUAGCGGUUUUUAUAGCCAAAGCUGGACAUGUUUGGGUUAGCUGAUCGGGAGAGUUUCUAUAGACCUUGUCACGGUUUUCGACGCCAUCUUGACGAGUAGGCAAACGGGUGAGAAAUUAAAGUGAUUGUAUGAGAAUCUAAUGUCGAAUAUUUUCCGUAGAACGGCUGUUCUGAAAAAAAUAUUAUUUGUAAACUAAAGCUUCACUGCUAAGGAUUCUCCCAAAAAAAUUUUAAGGCGUUACAUGCACUAGAAGACCUAGAACCACUUUUUUUUAAUUUUCUAUACAUUUGUCUGAAAGAAAGUCCCGGGAAAAUUACGGACAAAUAUGUGGAAAAUCUAAAGCAAGCCUCUGGAGAAAUUCAAGCACAGGUACGACCCCCAAAUCUAUUAGGAUAAUCCUUUGCUUUGUAGCUUUAGUUUACAAUUGAUAUUUUUUUCAGAACAGCCGUUUUGAUAUUUUUUCAGAACAGCCGUUUUACUCGUCAACAUGGCGUCGAAAACCGUGACAAGGUCUAUUAUAUAUCUUAAAACAUUGCAACAGGUUUGCCAUUAGAUUUCUCACAGUCGCAAACACAAAGUAAUCUCUCAGCUCUGCUGUUGCCUACUCGUCAACAUGGCGUCGAAAACCGUGACAAGGUCUAUUAUAUAUCUUAUCGCAAACAUUGCAACAGGUUUGCCAUUGUUAGAGAAUAGAUUAGCCUACGCACAGUCGCAACUGACAAGUACCAAAGAACCAAGCUCAGCUCUAACACCACAAACACGACUGCACCUGUAAAAAACUAACAUCUGACAAUGCCAAGCGCAAACAAGACUAAAUGAAACAAAAACUAAACUUAUAAGAAAAGAUAGAUCCGUCUUAAAAACUAUAACUUUCAAAAUACUUCACAACAAUACUUUAAGACGAAGGCUGCUGUGAGGGGCUGUGCCCUUUUUGAAUACCUUCUAAUCAAAGUUUUCCAACUAUCAGGGGCACCCAGCGACUUUUUUCUGUAAAAUGACUCGUCAAAGGAGCAAAUGUUGCUUAGAAAUGUCUAAAGCUUGAGAAAAGCUAAAAAUUUCUGGAUAACCGUUCCAUUCGUCUCAAAUAUUCGGAGGUUUUCUAAUAGCUUAACUACGAUUUUCGAAGGUUGUGUUAGUCACAUUUUAAUACCAUGGUAUUGUGAUUAUUGUUAAAGGGUCUCCUUAAACGUUCGGUGUAAAGACAAAACUUCCCCUAUAAUUUUCCUUAUGAAAGCAAGGUUACUUCAUGUUCUCGAACUUUCGACCGGACCCUUAAGGGUAGCUACCACUUUCGGAUGAGACGAAACUAGAGCCACCUAAAACCUUCCUGACGAACAGAGUUCCCCUAAGACAUUUGAACAGAUAAAUAGUUUUUGGGGCAACUCCAAAUUGACCAAACAGGUAUAGAGAAAACCUUCUGACACACUUCUGGCGUACUUGGAAACAUUUGGUCGUUGGGCUCCCCUGAAUUAUUUCUUGACCAUAGAUUAAAUAAGUUAACUUUGUAUAACAGAACUGUGCAAAGUACAGUUUUCUAGUUUUUUGAAUAGUUGAUUUUUUUAUUUCUACUUUACUGUAUGUGACUGCGCGAUGCGGUAGUUCUGUCAGCCUACAAUUGACCUGCUCAUCAUUAAGUUCUCAGUAGCUCAGUGGUUAAAGCACUAGUGUACGGAAGGUCGUGGGUUCAAUUAUUUCCCAUCUGGAACUCGGAAAUUUUUUUCUGUGUUCUUCUCCCCACACAUAUCAUUUCCUUUCGUAUUAUUUUAUUGUGUCCCCGAAAUAGUGUGGGUCUUGCUUUCCAAUGUGUUUCCGUAGUUUUUCUCGGUAACGCCAGAUACACCCUGCCAGCACAGCCUCCUAGCUUUUGUCUUCUUCCUGAUUGAGGGGAGGAUAAAAAAUCAAGGAGGCUCUUCAUGAAUCGUGUCAAGCCUUUGAAGUCGCCGCAGCCCGAACUUCUGGACGGUCAGUCCUGUUUUUCUCUCGUCAAACUGGUUUUUCAAGUGCGCCAGCAUUCGUUAAUUGUUUAACUGAUUCUUAUAACUGAGCCCUUUGUACCAAGCACAAUUAAUGGCCUGGGUUCGAAACUGUAUCCUAGCAAAAUGCAGCGCAUGCUCAACAAAGAUCCUACUGGAUUCAUUUCUCGAAAACGCCAUAAUCGAGCAAGCGAAAGCUAAGGAAGGCUCUAAUAGUUUGGCAAUAGAAAAGACUACAAGUAGUGACAGGAAAACCCUUAACAGGAAGUAAUUCCCUCUGCUGGAAGGGUGCGCCAGGACAUAUAUCUAUUCCGUGCGAAACGCUCCCUGGCUCUCGCUAAGAACCUAGAGACAAAACUUUGCAAAUGCUCAGAACAAAUUUUCUUUCUUUUUUCCUCGUCUCUUCAUUUCUUUUUCUGUUUUGUUUUUGAAUUUUUUUUUUCGCCGUUUAAGUGUUAUGUCAUGGUUCGCUAAAUCAUGUUACUGCUACCGCCUGGCGAUCCUGGCGAUCCUUUUCGAGCGUAGCAGCCACCUAUUUACAAUAGAGCGUCAGGCAGGGGGAUAGAAAUUUCAGACGAGCACAAGCUUGAUUAUCGGACAUAAACAGCAUAAAAUAAUUUUGGAAAGCGCCGACAAGUUUCCUGAAUACAGAGGAUACAGCCGAUUGCUUCAUUUCGCCUUGAUGAAUACUUUCAUACUUGCAAUAGCUGUUAUUCCUACAAAACAUUCUACAUCUAUUUUGUUUUUGUUCUUUGGCAAACUGUUAAUGCAAGUUACUUUGCUACAUAUCGAUGCAUAUAAAUUUAUUUUGCAGUUCUUAAUUAUCAGCCAUCUCUUCUAGUUCCAAAGCCAGCAAUCAUGCACUUCUACCUUAAAAUCUAGAGUUACACGAGCUACAAAAAGCGUGUAUAUGCCAUGACAAUUCUUGAUGAUAUCCCAAUGGAGAGGAAUUGGACAUUUUCUUUUGUUUUUAAGGCCCGGUCCACAAGAAAUCCGGACAUUUUUGAAACCGCAUAUAUUUUUUUUUACCCGGAUUCGUGUGGACGUAGUCCGGCUACAAAGCUGUUUUUAGUGUCGUCACGCAACGCUCCUCGUGGGGAGGAGCGUUGCGUGACAAUAAAAACGACUAGUGUUGCAGACUACAGUGUGGACGCGAUCUUAAACCAGUCUGGAGAGCGGCUUCAAAAAUAUCCGGAUUCGUGUGGACGGGGACUGAUACGCCAGGGUUAUGAAUGAAGCCAGUGAACACUCGAGAAGUUACGUCGCAAAAAGUGACAGAGACAAGAAGAAAGGUAUAAAAACAAAAACUUCAAAACUUGUUUUUCAGAUGGCUUGCGCAUUUGUGUUAAGUCCUAAAAUUGUGCAUAAUCCAUCUAAUUACUGGUUUGUCUUUGAGUUUCAUUUGUUUGGUUUCAGUCUGUUUACUCAAACCAAUUAAACUAAAUCGGUGUUUAAUUGUCAGUCAGACGCGGUUUGUCUGUCACACGCCACGACUCCGUUGCGUCAAAGUCUCAUCAAUCCAUAAGAUAAAUUGCUUCACUAAAUUCUUCUAUAUAAGAUAAGUUAGAGCUCAGCAAAAUUGAACCGUGUUUGUUUAUGCCAUUCUGUGUCGACACUUACGAGUCACGGACGGCCGCCUUUGACAGGUUAUUUAGGCUCUUUCGCUACAGGUCGUUUUAUAAAUAACCAAUAGCUUACUACAUAAAUACGAUAUUGUGUAACCAAACGAUAAACAACUCACUUGUUUCCCAAUGAAAUUUCUUCUCUUCUAGUUCACUUUACAUAUCAUGUUCCGUCGUUCAUCGUAGCUAUGAGACGAAGGGGAAGUUUCAAGGCACAGUUAGGAUUCGGGGUUUUUGUGGCCCUGCUUUUUGCCUUCUACACUUGGAACACUCAUGAUCUGACCCAGGAUGUCUCAAGAAAACCUUCCUCACUUUCAGAAAAACUUUCAGGUAUGUUUAUCUUUUGAAUUAGGAACUGUGAAAACACUAAAUACAAAACAAAUUUAUUGCGUUCUUGCAUACAAUAGUAAACUGCAACACGUUAUUCCUUGUUAGCUUUCAAGUCCAUCUUUGGGCAAAACGCUCAAGAGUUUUUGGAUGCUGGUGUGUAAAAUUAUGCCUGCCACCCUAUGGAGAAAAAAUCAUUUUGGACCUGACACCAAAUAAGUGGGAUAAAGUGACAUUUUCAAAAAAAAUGAAUAAAGUUUUGUUGAGGAAAUAUAACUUGGGGUCCAGGCGGGGGCGGGAACGAAUUACCUGUAUAACCUGCCUGGUCAUAAACUAAUUUCUCCUUCUUGUCAUAAGUUUGCAAAGCAACUAAUCUCCAAACGGUUCUAGCAUUAGCUAGAGAACCUUUUAUUCCCAAAAACGCAAAAAAAUCACUUGACAGAUGAAUUUAAUGUUUUGAUUCAUGUUCAAACAUUUUAAGGUUACUGUCCUUAUUGCUAGAAUUACUAAAGAGAAACGUCGUUCUCCAGUUUGAUUAAGAGAAUUGUCAUUAUUUUUUAGUCAUGUUUAUCUCAGUCAGAGUACUUUAGCUAAAAUUUAAAUGGAUAAAAAGAUCAUAAUUUGAAAAUUAAAGCAAAGAAAACUAAUUUAUUUUCGAGCAACUGUUUCACCUGAACGUGUAAGUAACCUGCUGAUUGCCUGUUUUUAAAAGUGCCGCCGCAACGGUCCGAUCUACUUAUCAAUUUUCGGGUAUAAAAGGUUGAGGUAACAGUAGAUGCAAAUCUCAGUUGCACGCAUAGACGGUUCGUCCUUACUUUAAAAAUGUUUCAUAAUUAGGAGAAAGAUGUCUUUUGGUCAAAGACAAGGGUGCGUCGUAAGAAAGGAGAACGAACCUAGUAUAUACUUCUGGUUGUUAGCCCAGAUGCUCUACCACUGAGCCACAGGAGACUCGUGAGAGCUGUUAAGAUCUAUUAAAGGCUACUUUAUUAUAUAUUGUAAUCAAUAGCUGUUUUCUCAUCGGCUAGAUCCUACAGCUAAUUUUGGAAAUCAGCGCAACCCAUAGAUUAGUUAGUUAUCUGCUCAGCAGAUAACUGACUAAUCUGUAGGUUACGCGCGCAAUGCAUGAUUUCAGAGGCACCCAACGACAAUUUUCGGAAGAAUAUCUGUUCGGAAGACGAUUUGAGAUCUAGAAUUUUCGUAACAUUUGUUGUAAAAUUUCUUGCUUGCCUGCCUCUCCUAGGAUUUUCGAACAUCCAAAAAAUGGUAUAUUUGCCUAUUUUUAACGGAUUUUUACCCUAAAAAAGUCACCGAGAAUUUUCGGAAGCCUUUUUUCUGGCUGAAAUUUUCGAAAAGAUAAGUUUUGAUCCCUAUAAUUUUCGGAUCACUAGACUUUCAGCUAGGAAAUCCGAACAGAUGAAAAAUUUUUAGGGGAUAAAAAUAUGCCUAUAUCUACCGUUUAAAUACUAAAAUACGUUUAACAUUGCUAUGUUUAACGUUUAACAUUGAACCCUAUCCGGCAAAAUCGUGGUUUUACACCGAAAACUAUGACGUUCAAAUUUUCUGACUUUUCCUAAAAUUUAUCUAGAAACAUUUUGGUAUAAUUACCAUGUCCAUGUGAUUAAUCAUGUUGCCAUGGCAACCGGUUUCUGACACAUAGGUUUUGGAAAUUUAAAAAAUGGUGAUUUUUUUUGUUUUAAGAUCGCGUUUUUACACUUAUAGUGCUGUUUGUUGUCAAAAUAGUCUUUGCUUGGGACUAGUUUUUUGAAUUACAUCAAAAUGUUUCAACAUCGAAUAUUUGGGGGAGGGUGGGGUAAAAUUUGUCACUUUUUGCUUUGACAAAUAUGCUGCUCUAUUUUCCAAAUAACACUUCCAAAGUCAUUUUUUUGGGUAAUAAACAUUAGUUUGAUACUUCUUUUAUACAUUCUGAGCUUUUCCCCUUUGAAAGUUGCUUUAAAUUAUAAUUUUAACAAAAAACGGAAAUCCAAGAUGGCGGAUCCAAGAUGGCGGACAACCAUUUCAAAUUUUAAAUUUUAUUGCUUCGUAUUGCUUUUUCUCGCUGUACAAGUGUUUCCUUGUUACUAGUUCAUAAGAAAGGAUAACAAAGAGAUGACUUUACCAAUAUUAUUGAUAUUUUACGUAUCUAAGUGGAAAAAUAAUAAGAAACAUUGAAAAAUCGGAAUAUGACGUCACUGUGACGUCAUCAUUGGGCGUGGCAAGUCAAAACUGAGUGUGGGGCUUUUUUGUACGGAGAUGAUCAUUGUGUGUAAAUUUCAUGACCCUAGCAUUAUUGGUUCCAGAGAUACAGAGGGGGGUCCGAGGAGCCCCCCGCCCCCCCUAGUCACAGAUUGACCAAAAAAGCCCAGUCUGAAUAGGGUUAAGUGGUUUUGAACUAUAUUCUCGUUGGGUGCCCCUGUGAUUUUAUAGCAAUAUCAAUUCAGGUUACUUGCGAUGGUGUGUAUGUCGUUAUUUUCUUCAAAACAAAGUAUAAUAAAACAAUUCGGUUUUUGUGAUAUCCUAAAUAAUCAAGGUCUCGGUAAGUGUUAUCAGCCGAGCCGAAGGCCGAGGCUGAUAACACUUACAGAUAACACAAGGAUUUAUCCAAAAAUCCAAAAUUUGCUGUAAAAGAUCUCACAAGCUACUGAUUUCUGGUCAAUGCAGUAGGCCUCUUCAUCUACUCUUGUUCUCCAAAAGUAUAUGUAGAGUGCACAUCAACGUAUGCUUGUAAGCACGAUAUAUAUUAGAGAAACAGUUUGAGGAAGUCUACCAAAAUUAUAAAUUCUUGAGCGAAUAUUGUAAGCAGCCUACUGAGUAAAGCAAGUAGAUUGCAGUUUAGGCAUGUAUUUGGCAUCUACUGAAUUUACUGAGUUUCCACCUUCUUUUCGUUUUCUAGACGGCUCCUUCACAACACGGCAUCUAUUUGCUCACAAAACUAAAAAAAUCAAGAAUUGCACUCCACCAUCAAUCGAAGAAUUCCCUAAUGAUUUCUUCAAUCAAUAUCAAAGACAGCAUGGUGCUGUCAUUGUGAACUUUGCGGUGGCUUUCUACAUGUUCUGGGCGAUAGCCAUUGUAUGCGAUGAUUACUUCGUACCGUGUCUUGAGAUCAUCUGUGAUAAGAUGGGGCUUCAAUCCGAUGUAGCAGGAGCUACUUUUAUGGCGCUAGGAAGUUCUGCACCUGAACUAUUUGCCUCUGUGAUUGGUAAGUACUUGAAAGGAGACUGUGUAAAACGGGUUCGCUUGGAAGUCAAAACCAGAGUAGCUUUUCUCGUCAUUCAACGAUUGCAGACAAAGUGGUGAUCCAGUCAAAAACUGAUCUCAGUAGCUAAUCAGAGGGAGGAAUUCCAUACAAAUGCUUCUACAACUGACUCGAUAAAUGAAAAAGCCCAGUGGCUCUUCCAGCCCGAUUCUAUAGUAAACUUCAGUUCUUGAACUGCUCCCUUUUCUCCGUGAAAAUUCAUCUAUUCUAGGUCUCCGCCAUCAGAGAAUAACGAGCAUUACUUGCUAGGAAAAAAAAAUUGUACAAGAAUUCACCUACAAAUUUCCUUCCUUUUGACGCAGGCGUCUUCAUCACCAAAGGUGACAUAGGAGUCGGGACUAUUUUGGGAUCAGCGGUAUUCAACGUACUUUUCGUCAUCGGUGUCUGCGGGAUUGGAGCCGGGACGGUACGCUCUUUCUUAUUUUUAUCUAAUAGAGAAUGCAGAGCUCUCCCUGAUAAAAUCUUAACCAAUAGAGGACAAUUUUUUGAAAGCAAUUAAAUACACAUAAUUGGAGCUAAGUGGCGUAGAUUAGUACCCCGACAGUCUGUGAUGACUUACGAUGUCACUGUCUACCCACCAACCAACAUGCUAGUUUUGCUGCUCAAAAAAUGUUCAUAAAAGACAUUCCAGUAAAGACACUUUAGUCCGACUUUUAGUCUGAACUUUGUCUUGCCUCUACAUACUAUCGGUCACAGAAACGCUUGCUCAGCAAAUUAAUGGACCUUCUCUGCUUUAUUGCAUGGUACAGACGCAAGGAAAUUCCCUAUGCUCACUUGCUUAGCUCCCGGCCAGUUCAGUUUAAUAUACUUUUAUCAUCUCCAGAAACCGGAGGGAAGGGUAAUCCCUAUAAUCGCCUCUACGAGAAGGCUCCGCCCGAAAGAAGUACCUUUUUCAGGCUUCAGGUAUAUGAAAGGGUAGGGAUUUAAUUGUUGAAGUACAUAAAAGGAUAGGGAAAUCUGCCAUUUGAGUCUGUGAAAGGGCCCAAAGGGCUAACAGAUGAAUUUUAUCGCUUUAUAAAGUCGGAAAAACUUUCUAUUUUUGUGAUUGAUUCCUGUUAAAAAAAGGUAGAUAAAAUGGUGAUGGGGUUGAACCUCGGGGCGGAGCCUCCUGGUACAAAAAUUUGUUGAGUACCCCCCACCCCCCGGGGUCCAGAAAAAGUUACGUCUGUUAAGUGACUAAUUCAUACAUUUAAUAGUGCUCAAUUUCGAUCCUUAUAUUUUAAUACCUUCUUCUCAGGUUCUGUACUUGGCUUGGUGGCCUCUUGUCAGAGAUAGUUUGUUUUACCUGUUUAGCCUUGUAAUACUCAUGCUCGUGCUCAUGGAUAACGUGGUAAUUUGGUAAGAAUGUCGUUUUUUUUUUUUUAAUUGUUACUCACUUGUCCAAAGUAAGGAAACCUGCACGCCGGAAUGUGGAAAAUUUUAGCUUAUCAGUGAAAUCCAGGAUCCUGGCUUUGCAAUCCAGAAUACAACUCCAGGAAUCCGGAAUCCCACAUACAAUUGGAAUCCGGAAUUCCAAGUUCCACUGACAAGGAAUUCAGAACCCAAUACCUAGAAUCUGGCAUUCACAGCGUGUAGUCCAGAAUCCAAGACUGUACUUCGAUUAGCUUACAUGGGACGAACUCACAGCAAAAUGGACUAAUAUAAAAUACGCUGCCAUGGGACGAACUCACAGGCCAAUGUUGAUAAAAAUGGACUAACCGAACGAAUAGGAUAUUAUCAGGAAUAGCAUUUGUGUCUUUUCUGGCCUGCAGUGCGUUUUUGCUGCUAAAAGGGGCGGUCAACAACCAUUUUUGUAAAAAUGAGGGGUUUUCAUGGCAGAAAUUACCCCAACACCAAAAUAACGCUUUAAACUAGACCAAAAUUAUGCAAAUUAGGUCACGUUUUGCUAAAACCUUUAAGAAAAAAGUGGAUUUAGCUAUCUUACUUUACUAUCCUAAGAAGAUACAAAAUAAUAAAAAGGAUCAAAUCGUUUAUUUUGAAAAUAAAGCGAUUUGUGUCAAUACAAAUGUAACAUUUUAACAUGCCUUUCCUUUGAAAAGUUUGGCGUUUUCUUGUAAUUGAAAUGUAGAAAAGUGAAGAAACAAGAAAAAGGCCCAUUUAAGUUCAAGGGUUUUUGGGCGUGGCGUGGACCGUCACCAAAUAGAUAAAAACAGCCGUUUAUUGUCUGACAAGUUUUCCUUGCCCCUAAUGUAUCGAAAGAUAAUCCAUCUAACACCUGGGGACCCAUGCCAAGCUCCCCGCAAUCCAUCUAUGGCAACCGCCUUAAAAAAUAGUAAGGACAGCGACUCAGACGAGUACGAAAUUUCGCCCGACAAAUACGCCUGCUUAGAGUGUUCUGACAGUUUCAAAACCGUUCCGUGGUCAUAAAUCGAAAUUCUUCCGAUCCCUUACCCCCAGUCAUAUUAUGUUAUUAUGUUGUCGUCUUGACCAUGGCCGACUCUGCGAAUUUCUUUAAAUUUGAAUGAAUGUUUUCUUUAAGAUAAUCCUAUUUAUGCCUAUUAUUUAGGUCAGAAGCCACAGCCAUGGUUUGCUUUUAUUCCAUAUAUCUUCUCAUCAUGUACUUCAAUCCUCGCAUAGAGGCGUGGCUUUACAAAGUAACCAAGACAAAAAGUCCCGAAUACAAAUCCGAGCUUCACGCCUCAAACGGCAAGGGUCAAGCUUAUUCGCAACUUCCUGAAGACGAAGCGCAAGAACAAGACCAGGGAAAAGAUGAAAAAAAUGACGUUGAAAAAGAGACGCCUGACAAAGAAAAUGACAGUGAGGAUAAACCCAAAGAAGACAAAGAUGAAUCUAAAGAUGUUAAAGGAUAUUCUGGUAAAUUUUUGUCAGCUGAGCGGUGUCAAGUAUCCAAAUUUGCGUUUUCUCUGCCCACUACUUCUCAGUGGCGGAUCCAGGAAAGGGGCCCGGGGGCCCAGUCCACUUAUUUUUAGACCAAACUGAGGCCCGAAGGGCCCCCAAAUUUUUGAGCUGCACCCCCCCGUAUCCCAGGGUCUGGAUGACCGGGGCUCCCCCUUAUCUGAAGAACUGGAAUACACCACUGCUACCUACAAUCCAAACGUUACUAUUCCUUGUGUCUACGGGGCAACACGUAGGACGAUAGAGCUGAAAGACUGUUGACACAUACUAAGACAUUUCGCAAUGCAACCUCUCAGUCGCGUCCUGCCAAGCGUAGGUAAAUAAGUGGACAACCAAACAUCAAUUUUUUUGGACGAGGGAAUUGGUUCCUCUUAAGAAAAUUUGAUUGGAUGUAUAUUUAACUUUCUUCAAAAACCAUUUACGAAAAAAAAGAAGGGAGGUGAGUCAAAAAAGGAAAAGAAAAGCUUGCCGAUAAUUAAAUAUUACAACAAAUAAGAACUAUGGUGCUGAAAGAUAUUUAUUUCCUCUUCAGAUAGCUAACAGAAAAACAACGAAUUGAGUAAUCUUUCUUUAAUUUUCAGACAGCGGUGAGCAUCUCGCUCACCAUCACGAAUAUGAUCAACACAGGCCGCAUGAGGUCCCGGAUCUGACGCUAGGAACUCCGUGGAGCCCGCCCGAGGGGAUCUGGGCACGAACCUGCUGGUUCCUUGGUCUCCCAAUCAACAUUUCGUUUUAUUUCACCAUCCCGGAUGUAAAGAAAGAAUCUUGUCAGAAGUACGUCUACUUUUCCUUCGUGAUUUGUAUCGUGUGGAUCGGAGUCACUUCGUACAUCCUCGUUUGGAUGGUCACCAUUAUCGGGUACACGUUCAUGAUCCCCGAUACCGUUAUGGGUCUUUCUCUGGUGGCGUUCGGAAGCAGCGUGCCAGACUGUUUAUCAAGUCUCUUCGUAGCACAGAAAGGUAAGGCCAGCUUUGGUACAAGUUAACUGAAACUGCUGCAAUUACCUUUUGAAAUUGUACUUGCAUACGUCCCACCUGAUAGUUAAUUCCUGCUUAAAAAAAUGAUCAGGGCAAAUGCACCUUAACAGUAUAGAAACAGUAUAGAAAGAACGUGGUAUGAAUUGCCCAAUUGUGCGAAGCGCACAACCCUGUGCAGGAACAUUAGAUGGAACGGCGCACGCGCGUCCCCUUUCCACAAAAACAAAAUAGAGCCUCAGGAAAAAAAGUAAUGAAUCAAAAUAGAAGGGAGAAAAAGAAGAGAGUUAGGAAGAAAGGGAAAACUGGAUGCAAACAUCCAGUAGCAUGAUGGUCCUCUUUCCGCAACAAAAGAAAUACACUCUACAGAAUUUAGAACCUAUAUCUGAAUUUAAAUAUUAAUAUUCUAAAUUUCUGUUAUUUACUUUAUCAGUACUUGGAACUGAGUGAGUGCUAUAAAUGAGAAGAAUGUUUAAGUUUGAUAGAAAGAAGAGAAGAUGGGUAACAGGGUGAGACGCUAGGUAUACGGAAGAAAAGAAGAAAGAAGGAAUAGAUUUAGAGCGGGGGGGAGGCUGAAAAUGAAAAAACAGCCGACACGCCACCCGUCUGGUUUUCCCGCGAAAUUUCGUCCGAGGAACGAGCGCAGAAAUUUCAUAUUGAUGAUGACGUGUCACUACCCAGAUCCGCUUCUGAUUGGAUGAAGGAAAAUUUCAACCAGCGACCAAUCAGAAGUACUACACAGAUCUGGGUAGUGAUACGUGAUUAAUAUGGAGUUUGUGCGUUCGUUCUUCAGACGUUAUUUCGAGGGGAAACUAGUGGUAGCGUCGCGAAAUAUGGCUAUUUUCUCAGGUCAAUGAAAAAAGUGCCUGUUUAACUAUCAAACGUUUUCUUUCCAGGUGACGGGGACAUGGCAGUAUCUCACACAGUCGGUAGCAACGUAUUCGAUAUCCUAUUGUGCCUUGGUAUUCCAUGGCUUGUCAAGACAACUGUAUGGGACUAUGACUCGGCUGUGGUGAUUAACAGCCACGGACUUUUCGUGUCUUGUUUCUUCAUCCUAGGCUCCAUAGCCGUCACACUUCUAAUAAUUUACUACUACAAGUGGGUUUUAAAUCCCAAAGUCGGCUGUAUUUACCUUCUAUUUUACUUCAUUUUCUUGGGAAUAUCCAUCUACGUGGAAAUGAAUGCAUUUGGAAAGUAUAACCCUCCUAUGUGUAUUGUAGACGUUUGAACUAUGAACGCCGGAUUUUGCGACUGUUUUAACUGGAAAAAAAUGGCCAGAUAACUACAGCUAUUUUCAAAUUUACCUUUUCUGCAACGUUGGGGAUCAUAGCUAUGCGCCCCGGGAUUUUCAACUCAUUGUGGGGCCAGUGUAACGAAAUGGAGUUCAGCAAAGACAAUGAAGGCGUGGUACCUAGCCGAAGGCAUAUAAACUGAAAUAUCUACUGGGAACCUAUAUAGUAUUGGAGCCUAUACAUAUCUGGUGCAACCCGCUCCUUUAAUUAUAUUUUUUUCUGAAAAAAUUGGGAAAGAUACGACAUAUAUGCUGCUCCACUUAUCGGCAGGAUUGAAGUGUAAGCUUCAAGAUGAAAAUUAGAGCGCUAGUCUCUUAGGGCCUGUUUUUAAGGAGAGAGGGUUACCCCUGUGCUAGGGUUACACUAGCAAGCGGGUCAAAGUUAGCUCUGGUUUACAAGCACAUUUCACAGGUAGGGUUACCCUAUCACCCGCUUCGACUUUACCAGCUUUGCUGACUUGUUUCGUCAUGCCUAACAUUCUUGGCAACGUCCAAUAUUUGAAAUAAAACUUGAAGUUCUCUAUGGAAAUCACGUUAAAUUCACGAAAAAACGGAAAAAUAUUAUCAUCGUAUGCAGAAACCUUAUAUUGUUUAUGGCCCAGUUGUUCGAAGGCCGAUUAGGUUUUAACCCGGGUUUCCUUUUUUGGUGUUGAAAAGCAUUUUCUCGGAUGAUUUUCUCUUAUUUUUAGAGCUUCCAAUCAUCAACUUGUAGACAAAAAGAAUCCAAGCUGAAAUGCUUUUUAAGCUUUCAAAUCUGAAUUCAAAUCUCGCAUUAACCCUGGGUUAUCUUAACCCAGCUUUGAACAACUCGGCCCAGAUAUUUAUAAUUUAGCUCAGAAAUUGGAUUAUUCCGUUCAAUUUGUCAAGAUUACUGUUCACGCAUAGGACGGAAGAAGGUUGUCCCGGGUAGGCGAGUUAUCCCUAGCAGAGCGUCUAUACAAGCCAGGUAGGGUAACCCUCUUGCUAUAGGGUAACCUUCUAGUACUCAGGUACCUUGUAAAUACGUCGUGUAAAAAAGGAAGAAAUGUGCGAGUGCUAGAGUAACCCUUUUGCUGGGGUAACCCAAGCACUAGGGUUAUCCUCCCUCCUUGUAAACACGGCCUUAGCUAAAAAAUGUUUCUGAAAACAAUUAAGUGUUUUCUUUUUUGUCACUGGUGUUUCAAAAAAAUUAAAAGAGAAAUAACCAGUUUCGUAGUCGGACGAGAUACUUCGUCCGAGAUAAUGAAUGUUAGAUUGAUCACAUUACUUUACCCAUAUUCAGAUUUGACGGGCAUUCAGCAGAAAUCCUUUUGAAACUUAACUCUGAUUUUUGUCACACAAUGAAAAUGCGCAAUGAAGGGUUGAAACUUUUAUGGUUAAUCCGCCUAACUUUCAAAGUUUACAGGACUAUAUUAAAAAGAAAAGUAUUUUUUUCCAAAAGAUUUUCACAAAAUCGAUUAAGUACACUGUAAGGAAAUGUUAAGACAUAUUUGGUUUCCUUUCGUCCAAAAGAGAUGGAUAUAUUAGAUACAUUGUAUAUUCAAACAUGAAGAAAAAGUCUUCCAAGGAUUCACUCGACACGUCUAUAUCACAAAAUACAUCUUUGUUUCAGUCUACCUUCAUUUUUCGUGGCAAACUUCAAGAACAAAUCUAUAGAGGUCUUAAAACACAAACAGUUUAAAAUAAAGUAAUACCCUUUAUUACAUCCACUUUG
Messenger RNA from Porites lobata, 14952 nucleotides. Lineage: Eukaryota; Metazoa; Cnidaria; Anthozoa; Scleractinia; Poritidae. The record is from the annotation of a GenBank genome assembly.